CGGCACUAUUCAAAUCUCUCUUUCGUCGUCUUCUUCGCGAGAAACUCUGAAGAACCCUAAAUUUUUUUUUCAGAUUCUCACUCAAAUUUCUGAGAAAAUGAAGGUUGUUGGCGCUAAUGUUCAUUUCCAGAAGUUGGAAGCCAAAUGCUCUUCACCGGCAUUCUAUCAAAGCUAUCUGGAGAUGAUAGCUGCUCAAGAACUCUCCGAAUUCCUUCAAAUGGAGAUUCGACUCAAAUAUGAAGAAGAAGUUCUUGAAUUCUACAGAAAUGGAAAGGUCAUGUCUGUUAAAUCAAAGAAGGACCCACAGAGGAUGAUUCAAGUCAUCAAGUCUACUGUUGGAAGGACCAAAGUGAAGCUUUCGCAGAAGAAAUUGGGAGAAAAGCUUCACCUUCCCAAUUCUGGAGUUGAAAUUGGGAAAUUUCCAGUCAAAAAUCUGGACUGGAACAUUAUUGGAAUUUCUGGGCAAGCUCCCUUUGGCCCAGCGAAGAAAGCAGACCUGAACAACGACUACAAAUUUGUUUUGGAACUGGUCAUCGCUUGCCUCGAGUGUGGAAGUGGAGGUCAUGCUGAUGACAUCACCCAGGAAAGAGCCUUCAUCAUCAACGCCCUCAUUACCAAAUCAAAGGUAAACUGGGCUGCACAUUUCUUCAAAUCCAUCUCAAAACAUCUGGGAAAGCCCAAUCAGAAAUACCUUUGUCAAGGUCUGUACAUUGGACAUAUUUUGGAGUCUAUGGGUGCUGCCUCUGAAGGAAAGAAGUAUGAAGAAAGAUAUUGGCUAUACUAUCUGUCUUCAAAAGGGGAAAACAGAGCUGGUGCUACUGCUACUGCAGAGGAAAGCUCUUCAGACAAUGUCCCACUCAUCAAUUUGACGAAAACUGCCAAAAGGAAGCAAGUGGUGUCUCCCUCCAUCAGUGUUGAAGCACCACAGAACCUUGCUCUGGUCAAUCUGGAAGAAGAAGAAGAAGUCUCUGACCAAGGAGAACUUCAAAGGAAGAAAAGGAGGAAAAUCAUCUCUCCCUCAACAUCUGGAAAUGUCAACUCGGAUGAGUUGAAGGAGAAAGAACCUGCUGAGGAAACCUCUGCCCACAACCAGAGUCCUCAACAACUUGAAGAAGAAAUUCCUCAAGUCCAAAGCCUUCCAACCCCCUCACCUCAACCACAAAUAGAUGAUGCUGAUAACCAAUUCUGGCAGCUCUACUAUGACUGGAGAGCUUGGAAAGUUGGAAAUUCAGCAGAGCAACUGUUGGGUUGGGACCAACAACUGAAGAAUGAGAAGAUCAUCAAGAAGUGCUUAGGACUACCAGUCAACCACAGCUGUGAACAAAUCUUGGAUGAUUACUGGGUAUGGCAAAGGAACCAUGAAGACUUGCAUCUGGAAUACUUGGUCACCACACCAAUUUCAGAAUUUGAAGUAGAUGAUGAGGAUACUGCAGUCUACAAGCCAGUCUUUUCAAAAGCCACAGAAGAUCAGGUGGUUCUCACUGCAGAAACACAGGCUGACUUGGAAGCAACAGCUGAGGAUUUCCAAGUUUUUUCGGAAACCUCACCUGCCCUUGAAACGGUUCUAACUGAAGAUGUCCAGGAGAAUGCAGACUCCCCUCCACAACAGAACCAGAAAACAGCAGAAGAAGAACUUCAGCAACUUAUCCAAUCUCAAAUUUUAGAGACUCCCACAACUCCUUGUGAGAUCUCCAAUCCUACUGAAACUGAGAUCCCGGAGAAGUCAGCAGAAAUUCUGAAGCAGUCCACUCUUCCAGAAACAAAUGAAAACCAAGAGGAGCAAGCUGUAGAAGCUCAAAGGAAUUCUGGAGAAGCUGAGAAGGAAACUCAAAUGGCAGAACUGGAGGCCUCUAAAACUCCAAUAGCUAUUUUUGAUGAGCAGAAUGAAGCUGAAGAAAGAAACUCCCUCUCUAUGUAUAUAUCAAACCUUGUGCCUGAUAAAGCAGAAAGAGAGUCUAAGAGGAUUGCUGAUGAAGAAGUUUUGCAAGAAGAUGCUGAAUCUCUUCCUAUGCAACUUGUCCAAAGAACACCCUCUUCUCAUCAGGUAACCAACUUCCAUUUCCAUGGCUCUUCCAUUCCUACUCUUCCGGAUGAGGUACCGGAAAUCUGGACAAAGAAGGUCCAAGGGUUAAUUGAAUCAGCCCUAGCGUCUCAACAUGCCUCAUUUAGGCAAGAGAUAGAGCAGAUGGAAGCCAGGUACAACAAACUGAUUGAGAAAUCUGAAGAGAAACACAGCUCAAAUCUCAAGGAAAUAAGCAAAUCAGUAGAAAAGAUUCUAGAGAUCAUCUCUCUAUUGAGUAACUCUGUGAGCAACACGAUGGACACACAUGCAUCUGACAGUUAUCUUCAACUCAAGGAGGUUAACAAAAUCAAAGAGCAGAUAGCAAAUGUCACCGUCGGCCUACAAAAGCAAAUGUCCCUUCUCCAAAUGGACAUCAGAUCAGCCCUAGCAGUGUCUUCAGCAAAUCAGAUUUGGAUUAUGGUGUAUGUUGGUGGAAGCUGGGGAAGUAAUAAUGCGUUCAAUCCAAAGUAUACAAUUGGAUUACCAAUUUCCAAGGCUAGCUUAUUUGUGGAUGUAAUUUCUCACCUUAGAGGUGUUAUUUGCAAGGGUGACAGUAGUGUGCUUUUAAGGAUUACUUAUGCUGUUGGAUCAAUUCUUCCACCAGUUGAGAUUAAUGAUGAAAGUAGCUUCCAAUUUUAUAUGGAUUUGAAAUCAAUUGAUCAUGACUUCUCAAAGCUCCCAAUCUGUGUUGAAUUUGUCCAUACAACCACCCCUGUUCAAGCACCCUUGCCACUUUGUCAUGAUAAUGCAUGCCAUGCUUUGAUGGAAAAUCUGUCGCACUUACCCAUCAGCUUCAGUGAUACUGUGUCAUGUUCACCUUACAGUUCACGUGAUUAUUCAGACCAUGGAAGUGCGCAAGACUUGCAACACCAUUUGCAGAUGUACUCUAUAUUGAACAAUUUUCAGUACAGAACACUUACAUCAAACAAAAAGUUUCUUCAUGUUGUGUGUUUGGAUGAUCAUUGUGCGUGGACAGUGCGGGCUGUUCGUUUAGAGCGUUCAAAUCUUUUCCAGAUUCGAAGGUUUGAUUCCUCUCAUUCAUGCUCUGUUGAUCUGCGCGAAGGUGACCAUAGACAAGCUACAUCUAGAUUGCUAUCAGAUCUUGUUCUGCAUCGCUAUACGGAUGCUUCUAAAAAACCAUAUGGACCUAAUGAUAUACGAGAAGACAUGAGGAGAGAUUAUGGUAUUUCUAUGUCAUAUAAGAAGGCAUUGAGUGUAAAAAAUAAAGUAAUGAGCAAAUUGUAUGGAGCUGAUGAUGAUUCGUACCAGUUACUGCCAUCAAUGUGCCAUGUAUUGGCCCAAAAAAAUCCAGGAUCUGUUAUAUCUCUCACAACCAAUGAAAAUGACCAAUUUAAGAGUAUGUUUUUCUCGCUAUGUGCAUGGAGACAAGCUUGGAUUCACUGCUUCCCAAUUCUAAUUGUAGAUGGUACAUUCCUGAAGGCAUAUUUUCGUGGUACAUUAUUGACCGCCUGCACACAAGAUGCAAACCGGCAGAUUGUCCCAUUGGCUUUUGGCAUUUGUGACACUGAGAGUAAGGAGACCAGGAUGUGGUUUUUAACCAAUGUGAAACGUGCACUAACUGAACGUAGUAACCUGUACAUUAUAUCUGACCGCCAUGAGGGCAUUAUAUAUGCUGUUGAACAAGUCUUCCCCUCCGUUUCUCACGGGUAUUGUUCUGAGCACAUACUUCGCAAUAUCAAAUCCAAAUUUAGAGGGAAAUCAGAGGUGAUUCAGUGGAAAUUUAGAGGUGCUGCUCGGGCAGCUACUGUCAAGGAAUUCGAAGAGUAUCUUCAACUGCUAGAUGAUGAAGAUCCUCGAAUAAGGGAAUACCUCAACAAAAUUGGGAAUUCAAAGUGGUCUAGAUGCCAUAGUGACAAAUCUCGUUAUUCUAGUAUGACAUCAAAUCUCGCUGAGUCAUUGAAUAAUGUCAAUAAUAGUGCUAGGGAGUUUCCUGUUGCAAAGCUUGUUGAAUUCAUUCGUGAUAGGAUGCAGCUGUGGUUUCAUGAACGGUCAGAAAUUGCUAGUUCCACUCGCACCCCUCUUCCUAAGAAACGUGAGGCUGUCCUAAUUCAAAUGCAACGUGAAGCUUUUCGUAUGAAGGUAUGCUUUUCAGAAAUUAGUCAUUCUUAUAUUAUUGCUUAUGGAGAGUGAUGUUUAAGUUGUUUCUAUUCUAUAUUUUUGUAUAAAACACAACAUACUUGGUUGGGCACUCUAGGCCUUCUAUUUAUUUCUUUAAUAUUGUGGCAAUCUA
Messenger RNA from Cuscuta campestris, 4313 nucleotides. The record is from the annotation of a GenBank genome assembly. NCBI's taxonomy places the organism in Eukaryota, Viridiplantae, Streptophyta, Magnoliopsida, Solanales, Convolvulaceae.